Penicillium vulpinum is the source of this 1701-nucleotide messenger RNA. RefSeq names its product ammonium transporter. Gene Ontology annotation, cellular component: plasma membrane. Bases 1 to 1701 code for a protein of 566 amino acids. The record is from RefSeq and is a predicted model, not a curated record. Lineage: Eukaryota; Fungi; Ascomycota; Eurotiomycetes; Eurotiales; Aspergillaceae. The transcript has 3 exons. Gene Ontology annotation, biological process: ammonium transmembrane transport. Gene Ontology annotation, molecular function: ammonium channel activity.
AUGGCGUUCAGCGGGAAAGCCCCGUACGCCCCGGACUAUGCGUCCUACGACUGGAUUGGAGCUCCUUCCAACUACGACCUUACCACCAAUAAAGACCUGGGCGGCGAUUCCCGUACCGAAAAUGUGAACAAAUGGUUUCAAUCGGGUGAUCAGGCCUAUAUCAUCGUGGCCUCGGCCAUGGUCAUGAUCAUGAUCCCCGGUCUUGGCUUUUUGUACUCGGGACUGGCCCGCCGAAAGUCUGCCCUCAGUAUGAUCUGGGCUUGUAUGGCUUCCUUUUCCGUCGUCACCUUCCAAUGGUAUUUCUGGGGUUAUUCACUGGCUUUCUCCCCGACCGCAACCAAUGGUUAUAUCGGCAAUAUGCGCAACUUUGGUUUAAUGAAGACCUUGGCUGAUCCGAGUCCCGGUUCUCCAUUGAUUCCUAACUUGCUUUAUGCAUUCUAUCAGAUGCAAUUCUGUGGUGUUACUGCAGCUAUCGUUAUGGGAGCUGUUGCUGAACGCGGUCGGCUUCUUCCCGCUAUGGUUUUCGUCUUCAUCUGGGCUACUAUCGUUUACUGUCCCCUCGCCUGCUGGGUCUGGAACGUCAACGGCUGGGCAUUCAAGUACGGCGUGCUGGAUUACGCCGGUGGUGGUCCCGUCGAAAUCGGUUCCGGUUUCACAGCUCUGGCCUACUCCAUGGUCCUCGGUCGCCGACAGGAACGCAUGAUGCUUAACUUCCGCCCCCACAACGUCUCCCUCAUCCUCCUCGGCACAGUCUUCCUCUGGUUUGGCUGGCUCGGUUUCAACGGUGGUUCCUCCUUCGGAGCCAACCUGCGCGCAACCAUGGCCUCCUGGAACACUAACCUGACUGGUGCCUUCGCCGCCAUCACUUGGGUUCUGCUCGAUUGGCGUCUGGCUCGCAAGUGGUCCAUGGUCGGCUGGUGUUCCGGUACUAUCUCAGGACUGGUUGCUGCGACCCCGGCCUCCGGAUUCAUCUCUCCCUGGGCCAGUGUCAUUCUCGGCAUUGUGACCGGUAUCGUGUGUAACUACUCCACUAAGAUUAAGUACUGGAUCCGCAUCGACGACUCUAUGGAUGUGUUGGCAGAGCACGGUAUCGCCGGAAUCGUCGGUCUGCUUUUCAACGCCUUCUUCGGCGACGACGCCAUCGUCGGCCUGGACGGUGUCAAUACCGGCACCGGUAUGGGCGGCUGGGUUAUCCACAACUACAAGCAGCUGUACAUCCAGAUCGCUUACAUCGUCGCUACCGCCUCCUACUCCUUCGUCAUGUCCGCCAUCAUCGCCUAUGCCAUCAACGCCAUCCCAGGCCUGAACCUGCGCGCCUCCGAGGAAGCCGAGCUCCUCGGUAUGGACGAUGAUCAGCUGGGCGAGUUCGCUUACGACUACGUCGAGGUCCGUCGUGACUACCUCGCUUGGACCCCUCAGAACCACGACCAGCUCGCAGACGGCCACCAGAUCCCCGCUGCGCAGCGCUACGGAAUCGGCGAACACAGUGAGAUGAUGCUCGGUAGCCCGCCGCGCGAGAUGAUGCUCGAGGGCCACCCGCCCAAUGGCGAGAUCAGCCAGAGCAGUCGUGGUGGCAGUGAGGGUGACAUGGCUAUGCACGAGAUCAAGAUCGCUCCUGCUCCUCGCCAGGCUGCUGAACAGCAGCCUCCCAAUGCUGAGCCCGUUGUGAUGACGCCAGUCCGAGAGAAGACGGAGAAUUAA